GUGAUCCAUAAAAUCUUAACGCCAUAGCAGAAACGAUCCGUUAUCGAUCACCUGAUCAUCACUCCAAACAAAUAUCAGAAAUUUUCAUCAGUAUUUCACUAUAGUUUGGUUAAUCAAACGACGAAAGAUGACGAAGGAAAUUCUGGCUCCUCUUCUUGUGUUGCUUUUCUCGUUUCUAUGUUUUGGUCAAUGCUUUGAACGUUCACCUUUAAAGACAUUACAGGAUCGUGCGGAUUUCGUAUGUCCUCCGGGAGAAGAGGGAUUCUUUUUUGUUGAACCCUGUACUCAGUUUUACUACUAUUGCACAGCAGCUGGUGGACAAUACCAACUUGAAUGUCCUGCUGGUACCGUUUUCGAUCCUUAUCAACCAACAGGUCCAUCUUGUGUCAGUCCAGAAGAUGGUGUUUGUGAAGAUCCAGCGGCAACGACUACAGAACCAACUGACACGACGACGACGACUUCAACAACAACAAUGACAACGGAACUGACCACGGAACUGACAACCGAACCACCCACAUCGACCACGGAUCCUACUACCAUCACCACCGAAUCUACGACGAUAACAAGUGAUGAACCGACAACUACUGAAACGACCAAAACUACAGUUACAUUUACACCAACACCAUCGAUUUCAACUACAACCAGAACACCCAAUACUUGCGGAAAUUCCUCUACAACCAACAGCUUUACUUGCCCUGAUGGGGACAGUGGACAAUAUCCUUAUGACGACUGCUCAUCUCUGUAUUGGCAGUGUUCAAACGGAAUGGCCUAUCUUACCUGUUGUCCAGCAAAUCUGGUUUAUAACCCGGCACUUAAUGUCUGUGACUAUUAUUAUAAUGUCGAUGGUUGUAAUCCCAUCAAAAGUGAUACCGGAAAUCAAAAGCAGCCUGAAAAUAAAAACAAAAUGGAAUCAAGACAGCGCAACCUAUCGUCUAAAAGCACAUAACUGAGUUACCGCAUCUCUUACGCAUUUAACUGUUGCUUUUUGUGUGUAACGAACUAACGAUAAGUUGCGCAAAGGACAUUUUCUAUGUACUAUAAAUGUCCUUACGGUAAUACGAGAAGAUUUUAAAAUAAAGGCAGUAACCCAGUUAA
Daphnia pulex (common water flea) is the source of this 1095-nucleotide messenger RNA. Its product is annotated as chondroitin proteoglycan 1-like. The transcript has 7 exons. Gene Ontology annotation, molecular function: chitin binding. Gene Ontology annotation, cellular component: extracellular region. The record is from RefSeq and is a predicted model, not a curated record. Bases 128 to 946 code for a protein of 272 amino acids. Lineage: Eukaryota; Metazoa; Arthropoda; Branchiopoda; Diplostraca; Daphniidae.